Naegleria gruberi is the source of this 1449-nucleotide messenger RNA. RefSeq lists its product as uncharacterized. The record is from RefSeq and is a predicted model, not a curated record. The transcript is spliced from 3 exons. Gene Ontology annotation, biological process: amino acid transmembrane transport. Gene Ontology annotation, cellular component: vacuolar membrane. Lineage: Eukaryota; Heterolobosea; Eutetramitea; Acrasida; Naegleriidae. Bases 1 to 1449 code for a protein of 482 amino acids. Gene Ontology annotation, molecular function: amino acid transmembrane transporter activity.
AUGGCAAAACAAUCGCAUCAUCACGAAGAGGUGGAUUAUGGCUCGGCGUUGGAUAGAACAACUUCGCCGCUUGAGGAGGAGAAGAAUCACAAUAAUAAUACUAUGAAUGAUGAAGAAGAAAAACACUUGUCGAGUAAUGCAUCGGCGUUGAUUAAUAUUAUUAAAGCAAAUAUUGGAUCGGGUAUUUUGGGUAUGCCCUAUGCAUUUCGUUGUGCUGGAUAUUGGCUUGGAACAUUUAGUAUUGUGAUUAUCAUGUUGAUUGUUGUGCAUUGUACGAUUUUAUUGGUCGAUAGUAAGAGGUAUUUGAAUAAGAUUAUAAAGAAGAAACGAAGGAAUGGUGAUGAUUCGGAAAAGGAAUUGGCCACAUUUAAUGAUUUGGGUUAUGCUGCUUUUGGAAGAUUUGCUACAGUGAUUAUUACCUUCUUUUUAUUUGUAACACAAUUGGGAUUUUGUUGUGCUGUAGGUUGGAAGGCUUUAUUUAUUUUCUUGACAGGUUUGGCUGUAUUUCCAUUCUCUUGCAUUCGUAAUUUGAAAUACUUGUCACCUGUGAGUAUCAUUUCUGAAAUUUUGAUUACACUCGGUGUGGGUAUUGUUCUCUAUUUUGCAAUUUUCAAAUUGGCUACUGAGCCAUUCCCUGGCUUGUAUAGAAAUUUACAACCAUACAAUAUUGAACAAUUCCCAACAUUUUUUGGUAUUUGUUUAUUUGCUUUUGAAGGAGUAGGACUUGUCUUACCAAUUGAAACAAACAUGAGAAAUAAGAAGGCAUAUCCAAUGUUAUUAUUCGUUGGUAUGAUUAUCAUUUGUGCUGCCAUGACAUUGCUUGGUAUUGUUGGUUAUUUGAGUUAUGGUAUGGGAGUUAACAGUUUAAUUACAUUCAAUUUGCCAACAACUGGUGCUCUUCCUCUUGUCAUCAAAAUUUUCCUCAUGAUUUCUCUCGUUUUCACGUAUCCAAUUCAAUUGUUCCCUCUCUCACAAAUGUUAGACAAUGCUUUGCAAGGAGUAAUCAAGAAAAUUAAGGAGAGAAGAAAUCCAGAAGAAAACGAAACACUCGUUUCUCACGAUUUAAAUCAAGAAGAAAACUCUAUCAAUCACAACAAAUCUCACAAUGAAAAUGUUAUGCAAAAAAAGGAAACUAAUAUCUUUAAAUUAUUGAUCAAGUCCUGCCUCUCACCAACAUUCCAUGCUGAAAAUGUUAUCAGAUUUACAAUGGUUAUGGCUACUGUUGCCUUCUCUGCAUUCAUUCCUUCAUUUGGUGACUUUUUGGGUUUGAUUGGUGGUUUUGGUGGUACUACAUUGGCCCUUGUAUUGCCAUGUUGCAUUCAUAUGAAGGUAAUGUGGAAACAUUUGAGUUGGAGUGUCAAGGCAAAGGACAUUAUUCUCAUUGUUUUUGGUUUGUUUGCAACGGUUUUUCCACAUAUAUUUCAUUUAGAGAUCUUGUUACCCAUUUAG